This is a messenger RNA of Aedes aegypti (yellow fever mosquito), 1624 nucleotides long. RefSeq names its product tubulin beta chain-like. Gene Ontology annotation, molecular function: GTP binding; structural constituent of cytoskeleton; GTPase activity. Gene Ontology annotation, cellular component: cytoplasm; microtubule. NCBI's taxonomy places the organism in Eukaryota, Metazoa, Arthropoda, Insecta, Diptera, Culicidae. The transcript is spliced from 2 exons. Gene Ontology annotation, biological process: microtubule cytoskeleton organization; mitotic cell cycle. Bases 194 to 1531 code for a protein of 445 amino acids. The record is from RefSeq and is a predicted model, not a curated record.
AUCAAUCACAGUGUGUCAUGGAAGGCCAUCCUUCUUCUUGACGACCCGGAGGACGACAGUUGGAAAAAUUUUCACUUCGAUUUUCACCACCGAGGAACGCGGACGUGAUUUGGAACCAUUCUGCUUCCAUCUUCAAGCAUCGGAAGAAGCAUAUUUUGAAGCCCAAUUUUGGAACCGCUAGAAGUGCUCCAGGAUGCGUGAAAUCGUUCACAUUCAAGCCGGCCAAUGUGGCAACCAGAUAGGAGCCAAGUUCUGGGAGGUAAUAUCCGACGAGCACGGAAUCGAUGCCACCGGGGCGUAUUGCGGAGACAGCGAUUUGCAGCUGGAGCGGAUCAACGUGUACUACAACGAGGCUACCGGAGGAAAAUACGUCCCACGUGCCGUGCUGGUCGAUUUGGAACCUGGCACUAUGGAUUCGGUCCGAGCGGGACCGUUUGGACAGCUGUUCCGGCCGGAUAAUUUUGUGUUCGGUCAAUCUGGCGCCGGCAACAAUUGGGCCAAGGGACAUUAUACCGAAGGGGCCGAACUGGUCGAUUCGGUACUCGAUGUGGUCCGUAAAGAAUCCGAAGGCUGCGAUUGUCUGCAGGGCUUCCAGUUGACACAUUCGCUGGGUGGAGGAACCGGUUCUGGAAUGGGAACGCUGCUGAUUUCGAAGAUUCGAGAAGAGUAUCCAGAUCGUAUUAUGAACACAUUUUCUGUCGUUCCUUCGCCGAAGGUGUCUGACACCGUGGUUGAGCCGUACAACGCAACGUUAAGUGUUCACCAGUUGGUUGAGAACACGGACGAAUCCUACUGCAUCGACAAUGAGGCCCUGUACGACAUUUGCUUCCGAACGUUAAAACUAACAACCCCAACUUACGGCGAUUUGAACCAUCUUGUUUCGGCAACGAUGUCCGGCGUUACCACGUGUUUGCGUUUUCCUGGUCAGUUGAAUGCAGAUCUCCGUAAAUUGGCAGUCAAUAUGGUUCCAUUCCCGCGGCUGCACUUUUUCAUGACCGGCUUCGCACCGCUGACUUCCCGAGGAUCGCAGCAAUACCGUGCCCUUACUGUUCCGGAGCUGACCCAACAGAUGUUCGAUGCGAAGAACAUGAUGGCCGCAUGUGAUCCACGACACGGUCGAUACCUAACGGUGGCCGCUAUAUUCCGCGGACGGAUGUCCAUGAAGGAGGUCGACGAGCAGAUGUUGAACAUUCAAAGCAAAAAUAGUAGCUACUUCGUCGAAUGGAUCCCGAACAAUGUGAAGACGGCCGUCUGCGACAUUCCGCCGCGUGGUUUGAAAAUGUCGUCAACCUUUAUCGGUAACUCGACGGCCAUUCAGGAGAUUUUCAAACGUAUUGCUGAACAAUUUACCGCUAUGUUCCGAAGGAAAGCUUUCCUGCAUUGGUACACGGGCGAAGGCAUGGACGAGAUGGAGUUCACCGAAGCCGAGAGCAAUAUGAAUGAUCUGGUGUCGGAGUACCAGCAGUACCAGGAAGCGACGGCCGACGAGGAAGGAGAAUUCGACGAAGAAGAGGAGGGUGGCGAGGAAUAGAGAAGGAAUAAAAAUGGCUGAAAUUAUCCGUUAUCAUACUGUGAAUUGAAGAUCCUAUUGUUGUAAUUGCUGAAAUAAAAUCUUGUUUCCUAA